Molecule: messenger RNA, 1305 nt
Organism: Candidula unifasciata
Lineage: Eukaryota; Metazoa; Mollusca; Gastropoda; Stylommatophora; Geomitridae
Source: the annotation of a GenBank genome assembly
AUGUCAAGAUUCCUGCAUGUAAGUAGAGCUGAUGUAGGUUUACCCUUUGUGGUCCUUUAUUUGUUGGAUGUGUCGAGACUUACAGAGACAGUGAAAGGUUCAGAUCUGUGCAUAUUUACUCUUGUGGAGUCAGUACCUGAUAACUUGACCUACUCUGAAGGUCCUUCCCUGAUGUCCACCUACGAGGCGCAUAAACGGCUGUUGGACAGGGCAAAGCAGAAGAUACAUCUGGCUAGUUUUUACUGGUCGUUGACUGAUGUGGACAUUCACUGCCCUGACAAUAGUUCCUUCCAGGGACAGGACAUUUUCCAGCGCCUGCUGGACUUGGUCAAGGCUGGACAAGUGGAUGUGAAGAUGGCGCAGAACAACACCAAUAAUGACACUGAUGAACUAGCUAAAUAUGGCGCUGGGGUUCGAACUGUGGACUUUCCCCGCCUGGAGCAUGCAGGCGUGAUGCAUACCAAAAUGUGGAUCAUUGAUGAGUCUCAUGUGUACAUCGGCAGUGGGAACUUCGACUGGCGCUCGUACACACAGACUAAAGAGCUGGGAGUGCUCAUAGAAGACUGUCCAUGUCUGGGAGCUGAUGCAGAAAAGUUAUUUGAGGUGUAUUGGUAUCUGGGCUCCCCCAAUGCAACAAUUCCAGACCAGUGGCCGGAUGAAUACACAACAGGAAUCAAUAUCUCUUCACCCCUGCUGGUUCAUUACAACAACACAGAGGCACAUGUCUACUUUUCUAGCUCUCCGCCAUCCUUCUGCCCCAGUGGUCGAGCCAACGACAUAGAUGCCAUCCUGAAUGUCAUCAGGUCCGCCAAGAAGUUCAUCUAUAUUUCUGUAAUGGAUUAUUACCCCUUGGUCAUUUAUUCUGUUAAUAAAACGUACUGGUCCUUGAUUGAUGAUGCACUCCGGGAAGCAGCAGUUGAUCGUCAUGUCCGGGUCUACCUCAUGGCCAGCAACUGGAGCCACACAGAAUCCUACAUGAUCCCAUUCCUCAAGUCCCUCUAUAUAUUAAACAGGACACCUCAUCUACGUGUAAACAUACAAGUGAAACUGUUCACUGUACAGUCAACCCCGGCUCAGCAGACGAUUCCGUACGCUCGAGUCAACCACAGCAAAUACAUGGUAACAGACCAGCAUGCCUAUAUAGGCACAUCCAAUUGGGCGGGGGAUUACUUCAAGUAUACUGGAGGUGUUGGGUUUAUUCUGGAACAGCCUGACACUGGCACCAAUGGGACCAAUCUUCGACGGCAGCUGGUGCAUACAUUCCUGCAGGACUGGCACUCACAGUAUGCACAAUAUGUCCUCUAA